UUUAUGCGGGGAGAGAAAAAAGUGUUGAGUGAAACAUAAUUUUCUAAAGAUCAGAGAUCUCUAUAGAGAGAGAGAGAAGCGCAUUUAUAUUUUCUUCUUUUAUUUAUCGGUUAACGAACACAUCGGCGCGCGAAAGUGCAUCGAUGAAAGCCAAGUCGCGAGUUUGACAGUUCUCAACGUGUUGCGUCAGCCGCUCUCUCAACGUGCCUUGUAGUUGUGCACGUAUGCAUGCUUUGUUCUACGAGAGACACCACAUAUAUACUUCUCUGUGAUAUACGACUGUUUUCUCUGACCUCCUCUGCAUUUCCAUGAGUGAAGUAGCAUACAAGGCUAGCCAGCUGCGUCAUUCUUGUUUUGUGUGAUUCUUCUCUUCAGCUAUACUACAUCCCUAGCUGUCACGUGUCUUAGUCGAAUCGACGGUGUAGUUAGCUGUUGCGAUGUCACACAUCGCAGGAAUGGACACAUCGGGCUUGCCUGUACCGGAUGCAAUCCCGUCCCUCGAACAAUUGCAAGAGGACCUAGUCUUGAACCUCGUCCAGGAGGUUAAAUUUCAGCCGAAUCUCGAUGAAUUACCUAUCACGAUGCAGGACGAGAUAAGUAUCGCCGCUCGAGAUAAAUCCGCUUACAUACUAAGAUGCCUGAAAGUGAUGUACGACUUGUCAUCGGAUGUAUUCUUCAUGGCAAUUAAUCUGAUGGAUUGUUUCUUGACGAGAGUGAAGGCGAAGCAGAAGUACAUGGCUUGCAUCAGCGUAUCCGCCUUUUACACGGCCGCUGUUCAACAGAUGCAACCGCUCGACGCCGAUCACGUGGUUUCGAUCUCACAGUGUAGAUGUACCGCUGACGAUUUGAAGCGUAUGUCGAAAAAGAUACAGGAUAAAUUAGAGCGGGUACCCGGUACUCGACCCAUCACCGCGCUGACCUUUCUACGGCUGUUCAACAAUAUGUUCCACGCUGUGGCGAGACAAUUGCAUCUCGGCGACGUGUAUGCCAAUAUCACCAACGAAUCCGAAUUGAUUCUCAGAUUAGAAAUGGUGGCCUGCGACGGCAAUUGCGCGAGCCUUAGACCGUCCGAGGUGGCUUUGAUAUUACUCUGCAGUUACGUGGAUGCCGCUGUUAAUCGAUUAAUGAACGCGAACAUGGACGCCACUGUCAAUAAUCUAUCGCACAACGCACCCAUUCCGCCGCCAUAUCAGAGGCUAAGAGAUGAACUUAUGCAGUUUGCUGCGGAACUUCGAGAGAGAUGCAACAUUUCAGAGGAGAGUUUCCGCUCCACUCACGGAGCGGUGAGCAUCAUAUUGAGUAAAUAUAACGCUCAGGAGCAAACAAACAAAACUCAUAAACAGAAAUUAAUUUGGAGAUUGUCGCUACGAACCGCAGGUGUUUUACGUCCGUCUCAAAACUUUAUAUCCGAGCUACCCGUUAUCGCGGAACAUGUCCCAUCAGUUCCAUCUCCGAACAAGAUCAGGAAAAAUCGUAAAUAUCGGCGCCGUGGAAAUAAGAGAUGUUAAUACAGCAUCGCCAGUUUUUUUUUAAGGAUGCGGCACUAGGAGUUCUCAAUAUCUGGUAACACAGAAGAUUUAUUCUCUUCGAUACAAUCAAAGUUUGGCUGGGAGCACAAAUGUCGAUUUACACAUCACAAUACGUAAUAAUUUUCCUUAGAUAUUUCGUUUGUGUCGUCCGCUGAGAUUAUACAUACUGGUGGAACGUAAGUUACAUUUAUCUUGCUAAAUAAUAGUUACAUAGUUUCGCCAAUAUGUAAGUUAUCAUUAUGGGUCGUACGUUAAUCUCUGUUUUUUUAUCGCAUCGCAUAUAUAUAUUUCAAAAUAUUUGUAUAAACGGUUUAAUAUUUUACAAAGAAAACAAGAUUUAAGCCCUAUUCCAAUAGUAAGAUCGAAUACCAAUCGAUAUUAUAUAAGGAACUUCAUAGAAAAGUGGGGGGAGGGGGCAGAUACACACUGUGAAGAGCAGCAGUAUCAACAUACAAAUCAUUAAAAAAAAAAUUGAAAUUAAUGUGAUACAAUGUCCAUUACAUAAUUAGUGUUAUCUAGUAGGAUCAAUACAUUGCUAAAAUUAUAUAUAUCUAUAAUUAUAUAUAUUUACAAAACGCUUUAAACGAAAGAAAAAAGUAUAAAAGAAGAGAUAUAACUAGGAAGAAAAAUUGCGGAAGUGUUGAAACUUACGUAUAAUAUAAAACUAUUAUUAGAGGAAAAAAUAUUAUAUUAAUUUGAUAUGAUCAACAAGAGAAUUGCCGAACGCGCUAAAAUUUAUGUUUAUCGAGUUUAGCAAAAGAAAAAAAUAUUUUACUGAAUUUAGUUUUGUGUUUCGAAAUAUUCUGUGUCUCGAAAUAUUCGCUUCUCUUUCAUCGUCAUCCGCAUUGAGCGAAUCAAAUAGUCGAUAAAGUGUACAUAGAUUACACUGAACAUAUUUCUUGAUGUUUUUAUUCAGCGAUAUUUCAAGAUACGCGGAAUAUAUCUAUAAACCAAAGUGUCUGAGAUGAAUUUUGUUGCCAAUUUUAAUGUGGAAGAUAAAAAGACAUGAUUUAUAUGUGUAUUUUAAAAAUAAUUUGUAUUGUCUUAUUUUAUAAAAGCUGUAUUUUAAUUGACAUUGUAUAACAAUCUGCUGAAAAAUAUGUCCAGACAUGACCAUUUUUCAAUUCCAUAAAAAAUUAUAUCUCAUUCACAUUACUUGGAAUUAACUCGUAUUCGUUUUAAAUUACUUCCACAGUAAUAAUAGAAAGUCUUGUUUCUGAUCUGUUAAUUUUUACGAUUAUAUAUGUAUUGUCUAAUUCAUCGCGACAAUUUUAUUUAGAAAGCGUCAAGAAAACGCAAUAGAAAAAUACUCUGUGGUUGAUCUAUCACAGUUUCUCUUAUCAGUUUAGAAAUGAUUCUUACUUUACCAAAAUGUGAGAGAAUAGAGAGAUAUAAUAUGAAAGCAAACGCAAAUGAUGCGUCAUAACUCGAGCGAAUAGCUUUAUUCGGCAAGAAUAUGUUAAAUUUUCUAUGUACUAAACAAACUAUGUAUAUUUUUUUAUUUUUAUUUCCUGUAGAUUCUCAUAUUAUGCAUCAAAAUAGUAUAUAAUCAUUAUUUGCAAUUCACUCAUACAACUUGGGGAACUUUUCCGCGAAUUGUACGUAAAGAAAAAAAAAAAGGAAAAAAGAAGCAGAAAUGCUGAUUCAUAUAGUUUCUCUAAUCUUAGCCAGUUUAUGCUAGUCAUAAGUUCAUACCUUCUGAUUAUGAUUUGUGAAAAUACAUUCUCUUAGUGCCUCAUGGCAUCCCACAUCAAAAUACACCGAGCAAAUUUUAUUCCAAUCUCUGUUUCUGUGAUGACCAGGCACCAUGAAAGUAUUCGGAAAAUAUUUAAUCACCGACGUUCUUACUGGAAGCGAAAGCUGAAAUAUCCUACAAGUACGUAAGUGUAAGGUGAUUAUUUAUAGAUUUGAGACUGCGAGAACGAGAAGUCUGACAUCAUAAUACUAAACUCUUUUUCGAUUUGUAAUACAGUGUUACAUAUGAAGAGUUCUUUUUAUGGACAUAUUUUUCUAUUUGUCAUAUACAUAUAUCUAUUUAUUUUACAUUAAUCAAAUUAUACCAUUAUAACAUAGAAGUACAAAAAUGCUUAUAUUUCAAAAAGUCUAUUUUCUUUUUUCUCGUCAGUAUUAUAUGUUAUAAAUUUGUUAUCUGGAUAUAAUUAAUAUUGCGUGUUUUUUGGAGAAUGUCCUUUUACAGAAUGGUAUAUAUAAGAAGUCAAACGGUGCAUUUGCAUUUUACAUAUUAUAUAAACGCGAAAUUUAUUAUCUUUUUAAAAAUAUAUAAAUAAUUUUGUUUUUAUAUAUUUCUUAACGAUUUAUUUUUCUCUUUAUAUGAUUGUUAUAUGCAUACGCAUGAGAUGGACACAAUAUUCAACUGUAAUGUUACCAUUAAUCAUUAUCGCAUCGUUAUCGAUAUUCAUUAAAUAUUAAAUGAUAAUCGUUUUUGAUUAUACGAAAUAUCAUAUGUGUCACAAAAUAUCACUCUCAUUGUAAAAUCAUUGCGUAGAAGCGCAAAUACAGGCGUUUUUACCCGUAUCAUAUCUUUGAUGUAUGUAGAUUGUAUAAAAAAAACUCUGUAACCAACGAUAAAUUCCAAAAAGCAAAAAUUCUAAAAAGUGAUUUAUAUUUGAGUACAAUUUUAGCUUUUAAUAUCUUUUACAAAUACUCGAUUUGAAAUGUGUAUAUAUCUAUCUAUGAUAAGUAAAAUAAUAAGUUAUUUUUUUAGGAUUUUUCCCCAAAUUUUUUCUUUUGCGAUUGAACUAGGGACUCAAAAGAUAAUCAUCUCAAAGAGAAUCGUUUAUAAUGAGAUAUAUAUUGUAUUUAAAAAAAAGGGAAAAGAGAAAGUUAUCUUUUGCGUAUGAACUGUUAAUAUUAUUCUAUCAUGACGAAAAUCGAAUUUGUAAAAUGCAUACAAGACCCGUUUAUAAUAAAAUUAUAUAAAAAUA
Messenger RNA from Formica exsecta, 4474 nucleotides. It is a transcript of the gene CycG, whose product is annotated as cyclin G. The record is from RefSeq and is a predicted model, not a curated record. NCBI's taxonomy places the organism in Eukaryota, Metazoa, Arthropoda, Insecta, Hymenoptera, Formicidae. Gene Ontology annotation, molecular function: cyclin-dependent protein serine/threonine kinase regulator activity. Gene Ontology annotation, cellular component: cyclin-dependent protein kinase holoenzyme complex; nucleus; cytoplasm. The coding region runs from base 438 to 1508 and encodes 356 amino acids. Gene Ontology annotation, biological process: mitotic cell cycle phase transition; regulation of cyclin-dependent protein serine/threonine kinase activity. The transcript has 7 exons.